Molecule: messenger RNA, 903 nt
Organism: Soboliphyme baturini
Lineage: Eukaryota; Metazoa; Nematoda; Enoplea; Dioctophymatida; Soboliphymatidae
Source: the annotation of a GenBank genome assembly
AUGAUUCUGUCGUCUCCAAGAUUGGCCCGAGCAUGCAUCGUGAUGUCGACACCUGAGCUGAAGAGCUUCCACCAGGAGAAGUUCCGAAUUCCAGGGCCUUGGGGUUUCGUUGACGAGUGUCAAAGUGUGUUCGAUAUGUGCUUUACGGCCUCCUCUCCGCUAGCAGUGGAAGCUACGAUGGAGCUUUCGCUUGAAAAGGCUGGCGAAACUAGAGAAAUAAUGGUGUUUCUUGGAGAGGCUGCAAUGCUAACGUCGUUGCUCGAAUCAUCGUUGCUGACAGUAGAACGCAGGCCAGAGACAAUUUUUAACGAAGACAUUUUGGCACAGUACUUCGAGAAGGAGAAAGCGUCAGUCACUGUUACGCUAGUGCAUGCUGAAAAGAAGCUGCCAGUUCUUGAAGCCGAAGGGCAAGAAUCAUUGAUGGAGCUGUUGAUGGCGAAAGCUGGAGAAAGCAGAGAUGCUUUCAUAUUUGUUGGCGAGGUUGCAGUUCCAACGUCAUUGUUUUGCAUUUCACUAACGGUAGAGCAAAAAAAGCCCGAGUCAACUGUCAGCGAAAAAGUUUUGGCACAGACUUAUGAGCAAGAGAAAAUAGUGGCUAUUAUUCCACUGGUUUCUGAGGCUGAAGUUUUGACAGCUGUGCUGGACGUAUCGCUGGAAAAAAGUGGAACAGGCGAAGAAACAGUCGCGUUUCUGGAAAAGGCAGCGAUUCCAACUUCUCUGAUUGACUCAUCACAGUCCGUAGCAGAAAGCAAAUACGAAUCACGGCUCAGUGAAGAAGUACUGGCACAGGUUUUUGAAAAAGAAGAAGCGUCAGCUGCUGUGAAUCUGAUCGAAGCUGAAAAGAAGUUGUUGGUUUCUGAAGCUGAAGGUACAAAAUUUGAGCAAGGCUAUAAAAUGUCGUAA